Molecule: messenger RNA, 2587 nt
Organism: Diospyros lotus (date-plum)
Lineage: Eukaryota; Viridiplantae; Streptophyta; Magnoliopsida; Ericales; Ebenaceae
Exons: 4
Coding region: 79-2352 (757 amino acids)
Source: RefSeq, a predicted model, not a curated record
UCAAACAUCGCAUUAAUUCACAUAUAUAUACACCAAAGAGACAAAAGGAGAGAGGAAAGAAAGAGGGAUCGAGGAGAGAUGGCUGAGGAACAUUUCACCCACGAACACCCCCUGAGCUUUCAGCAAUGGCCGGAAGGAAAAUAUUGCUCGGGCUGCAAGUUUCCCAUCGUCCAUGGAUCGGUGUACAAGUGCUGGGAAUGCAACUUCUACCUUCACGAACAGUGCUUCAAAGCAGAACGCUACUUUGACCACCCUUUCCACACCACUCACCCUCUCAAUCUUCAUCCCAACCCCACUUAUCCAGGCCGUUUCUUUUACUGCGAGAUCUGCCGCCAGGAAGGCCAUGGCUUUUCCUAUAGCUGUUCCGACUGUGACUUUGAUCUCCACAUCCAUUGCGCUUUGGCACCUGUUGGAACUGGAGGCACUGGUUAUUAUAAUUACAAUUAUAAUUACCCCCAAAACACGUCCGGAUCCUAUGGAGGAGGUAAUUAUAACAACUAUUACCCCCAAAACAGUACGCCAAGCUAUGGAGCUGAUUAUCCUGCAGGUUACCCACCAGCCGGAGGAUAUCAAUAUUAUGGGGACAACUCACAAUUCCAUAAUAAUCCAAGUGAUUAUUAUGCUACUGGGAAUGAGUUUCAACAGGGCAACCAGCAGUCACCGAGUUUUGCUGAUCAGUACGGUCCUGAAUCUACAGAUGGUACAUUUUCCCCCCCGGAGAAUUUUCCAAACCCAGCUACUAACCAGGAAAACCGGCCAACAGUUGAUCAGUUUGGACAAGUAUCUGAUGCUGCAAGCGAUGAAUCUAUUGCCAAUUCUCCUAACAAUACAGCUGCUCUUUCGAAUGAACUUCCACAGACUGAUGAUCAGUAUCAUCCGGUUCUUGAAACGGCUGCCAAUGCUCCUGCAGGACAGUACUACUCCCCACAAGACGGCCAAUCCGGGCCGGAAUCUGAUCCUAAUCGAACAACAAAGGUUUCACGAGCUGGUGAUGAAAAUCAAGCACUGUCACAAGAUGUGGAGCUCUUCGUCCACCACACUCUGCGGCCUUAUAAUGUCCCGCAGGGGGAUCCUGUUCUUUGCUCAGUUUGCAACCAAAAGCUUUCUGGCUCGACUUAUAGGUGCAGCGUCCACCUACACGAGUCGUGUUUUCUCUUAGUUGAGCCAGAGGAGGAGGAGAAGGAGGAGGAGGAGGAGGAAGAAGAAGAAGAAGAAGAAGAAGAAGAAGAAGAAGAAGAAGAAGAAGAAGAAGAAGAGUCUGGAGAACAUUUAGUAGAAGCCUCAAAAGAUGUUGCCACUAAAACUAAAAUCGGACGUUGUAAUUCCGGUGGCCAAAAAAAUAUACGACGACUCUCUCUAGGAAAUCAAUCCCAGCUGGAGUCUAAUAUUAAUCCAACAGAAAAUGUGUCAGAAGCUAGCGAAAAUCAAGCACGGCCGCAAAAUGUGAAGGACUUCAUCCACCACCACACUAUACGCCUUGUUAAUGCGUUGAAAGGCUCAAAGGAAGAAUCAGAAGAAGGACCAGAAAAUGAAGAAGGAAUGUCUGAAGAACAUUUCAUAGAAACCUCAGUUAACUCAAGUAAGCCCCAAAUAGCCAAAAUGCCUCAAGUUAAGCUGGGAUCUGCUGCCAGUAAAUUUAUGCGACGGAUCUCUCAAUGGAACGAUCAAUCUCAGCUCAAAUCUGACUCUAAUGUAAUAGAAAAUGUGCCAGAAUCUAGUGAAAAUCAAGCACAGCUGCAAAAUGUGAAGCACUUCAUUCGCCUGCGCCCUUAUAUUUUAUCGAAAGACCCAGAGGAAGAAUCAAAAGAAGGCACAAAAGAAGAACAGGAAGAAGAAGAAGAAGAAGAAGAAGAAGAAGAAGAAGAAGAAGAAGAAGAAGAAGAAAAAGAGUCUGGAGAACAUUCAGUAGAAGCCUUGGCUAAUUUAGUCGAUCCCCAAGUGAUCAAAAUGUUUAAACUUAAACAAGGAUCUAUUGCCGUUGAAACCAUAUCCCAUGACUCUGUUGACACUAAAAUUACACCCCGCAAAUUCGUUACAAAAAGAAUUAUGCGACAGAUCUCUCCAGGAAACAAUCAAUCUCUACUGAAAGCUAAUCCUAAUCCAACAACAAAUGUGGAGCAGUUGAGUCAUGACUACCACACUCAGCGCGAUGUUAAUGUCUUCAAAGUGGAAGAAGAAGAAGAAGAAGAAGAAGAAGAAGAAGAAGCCUCGGAUGAUUCAGUCAAUCCUCAAGUUAUCAAAAUGCUUCAACAGGGAUCUGUUGCCACUAAAACCAUAUCCCAUGCAUCUGGUGACACUAAAACAGCAUCCCGUAAAUUCGUUACAAAAAGAAUUAUACGACGGAUCUCUUAGGGAAAUUAACGACCAAGCUCGAUUGACGCAGUCGAGCUCCGUAUGAAAAUCUUUUGUGGUGCCUCAGUGUCUUGCCUCAGUUGUCAUGCUUCUUGUUGUUCGUGUUGUUGUCGUUGCUGUUAUUUCCGGUGGUGGUGUUGUUUUCUCAAGUUUGUUGCGACUUUGUGAAUUCAAAUAACCCAAAUAUUUUGGGAUCCUUUCUUCAGUUGAAAUAGGUACAAAUCUUUUUGUUUUU